UAGGAAUUAUUCCUCCUCAUCAUGAAUCUCAUGCUUUGGUGAUGAAGUACCGGAAGGAGCAGUACUGGGACAUACACCAUGCUCUUUGUGUAAUUCGUUUUAUUAAUGAUUCUACCCCCCAGGUAGAUGUUUUCCUUCGCAUACAUCAACUGGAAUCAGGAAAAUUGCCUCGAAACUUGACUUUUCCAUUGGAACCUGAAGAUGAAGUGUUUCUUGCUAUUGCUAAAGCAAUGGAGGAGAUGGUGGAGGAUCCCAUAGAAUGCUAUUGGCUUGUCAGUUGCUUUGUCAAUCAGCUGAACAGCAAGCACAAAGAUUCGUUACAACAAUUGCCAAAAAUGCUGGAGCAGUAUUUGAACCUUGAAGAUAACAGACUCCUAAUGCAUCUGAAAGCAUGUGCUGCGAUGAGCAAACUUCCUUAUGAUCUUUGGUUUAAAAAGUGUUUUGCAGGCUGUUUGCCUGAGUCCAGUUUGCAAAG
Messenger RNA from Antrostomus carolinensis (chuck-will's-widow), 475 nucleotides. RefSeq names its product TBC1 domain family member 7 (gene TBC1D7). The record is from RefSeq and is a predicted model, not a curated record. The transcript has 3 exons. Gene Ontology annotation, molecular function: GTPase activator activity. The annotation marks the transcript as partial. NCBI's taxonomy places the organism in Eukaryota, Metazoa, Chordata, Aves, Caprimulgiformes, Caprimulgidae. Gene Ontology annotation, biological process: activation of GTPase activity; negative regulation of TOR signaling.